AUGUCGUUAUCAAAUCGAGAAGUAGACAACGGUCAGAAACGAAAAUCAAAACCUAGGAGGAACAGAACCACUUUCAGCAGUGAACAGCUAAGCGCACUUGAAAGAGUGUUUGAGAGAACACACUAUCCGGAUGCCUUUGUCCGAGAAGAACUUGCUAGGCUAGUUUCCUUGAGUGAGGCGAGAGUUCAGGUUUCCUGGUUGUUCCAUCACUCUCACUUUCACUUACAUAAUAAACACUAGCAGAACGACACACGGGAAAUGUCUCAUUUUGUGACAAUUGUUACACUUAGCCGAUCUAGCUGGACAUCUGUAGUGAGAAGUUUCACAACCACAAUGAUCACAGAGUUCAGAAAGUUGCUCUUCUUUGGAUGUUGGGUUCGAUGUGUCUCCAUAGUGAGGGCUGGAGCUACCCGGUGUGUUGUGACCGACGAACUACACCUCUAGAAUGGCCGCCAGAUAGCAAACACUGAAAAAAACGUUUCCUAAAUUCAAGGCGACGCCGUGUUGACCUAAGAAAAUUGGAUACUUAAAAAAAGUGGACAAGAAACGAAGUCUUAGAUGAAGAAAACGGUAUUGCCUUGGUCGACGAAAACGCGAUUUCUUGAACCAAAACUCCUGUUACAUUGAAGCACGAAAACGUUUCCUUCAAAUUA
Molecule: messenger RNA, 653 nt
Organism: Bemisia tabaci
Lineage: Eukaryota; Metazoa; Arthropoda; Insecta; Hemiptera; Aleyrodidae
Source: RefSeq, a predicted model, not a curated record